Messenger RNA from Helianthus annuus (common sunflower), 2025 nucleotides. Its product is annotated as glycosyltransferase BC10. Gene Ontology annotation, molecular function: glycosyltransferase activity. The transcript has 2 exons. Bases 142 to 1551 code for a protein of 469 amino acids. Gene Ontology annotation, cellular component: membrane. NCBI's taxonomy places the organism in Eukaryota, Viridiplantae, Streptophyta, Magnoliopsida, Asterales, Asteraceae. The record is from RefSeq and is a predicted model, not a curated record.
UCCAUUCAUCUUCACUCCUUCAUCCUUUUUUUUUUUUGAACGUCCAACAUAAGAAUCGCCGGGUACUCCGUACGCGGCACCCAUUGGCCGAAAGGUAGCCCGCGGCAGCCCAACCUGCACGCACGGAGCCCCUAGCCCACCAUGCCACCAGUUCCGGGGAAAACCCGACCCUGCACCCGCCCGAGGGCACGACAAUGCAGAACCGGUAAAACCCGGGUGGAUCAGGAAUCGAACUUGAGACCUUUCGGUCAAAAGUCUUCCCUCAUUUCCAUCCUUCAUCCUAAUCAUCAUCAUCAUCUUCUCAAUCCUCCAGGUAACAUUCUCUCUACUUCAUCUCCAUAUUCAGAUUCCGAUUUCCAUUCAGUUUCAGACAUGUUCAACGCUCCAUUCGUGCUCCUAUUCGCUCUACUCCUAACCCUACCUCUCAUUAUCCUCUUCGCACCACAUAUCCUCCCGCCAAAACGCCUCACAAUCUCCAUCUCCGACGAGUCCGACGACCUCGCACUUUUCCGGCGAGCGGUUUCCUCUACACGUCACCGGCCGGGAUCCGUACAACGCCUCGGCUCAACAAACGCUAAACCUAAAAUCGCCUUCCUGUUUCUCACCAACACCGACCUACACUUUGCUCCGAUCUGGCAACUGUUCUUCAAUCCAGCGAAAUCUAGUCGCCGGAAGCUGUAUAAUAUCUAUGUACAUGCGGAUCCGGAUUCCGACGUCAAAUCUCCCGGCGGCGUGUUUGAAAACCGCUUUAUUCCGGCCAAAAAAACGCAGCGGUCUUCUCCAACGCUCAUCUCCGCCGCUCGCCGCCUCCUCGCCACCGCUGUUCUCGACGAUCCAUUGAACUCUUACUUCGCUCUUGUUUCGCAAAACUGCAUUCCGUUACACUCGUUCAGUUACGUGUACAACACGCUAUUUCAAUCUCAACUGCCUAAACCGAGUCGACUCAGUUUCACUGAACCGAGAAGGCCGAGUCGACUCAGUUUCACUGAACCUAGAAGACCGAGUCGACUCAGUGACACUAAACUGAAUAGGCCGAGUCGACUCAGUUUUAAUGAACCGAGUGGACCGAGUCGACUCAGUUAUAUUGAGGUGUUAUCUGAAGAGCCACAGCUAUGGGACAGGUACAUAGCGAGGGGCAAAAACGUAAUGUUACCAGAAAUUCCGUUCGAUAAGUUUCGGAUCGGGUCACAAUUCUAUAUCCUGACCCGAACGCAUGCAUUGACAGUAAUUAACGACAGGAAGUUAUGGAAAAAGUUUCGGUUGCCGUGUUUGAACGUGGAUUCGUGUUAUCCGGAGGAGCAUUACUUUCCGACCCUAUUAUCGAUGGAGGAUCCGAAAGGAGUUAGUGAGUAUACGUUAACGAAUGUGAAUUGGACGGGUAGUGUGGAUGGGCAUCCGUAUAUGUAUAGUCCGGCGGAGGUGUCGCCCGAGUUGAUUCGGAGGCUUAGGGUUUCAAAUUCGAGUUUUUCGUAUUUGUUUGGACGAAAGUUUUCCCCAGAAUGCGUGGUGCCGUUGAUGAGAAUCGCGGGAAAGGUUAUUUUUCGGGAUUGAUGUGGAUAUGGACAAAGAGGUGAUUGGUGGUGCAGGCUCACAGUGGAGUUUAUUGGUGGAAGAAAACGUAUCAAAAACCUAAAGGGGUGUGAUUCCUUUCUUCAUUUCCUACUUCUCCCGUUUGCUUUUGUUUUUUGUAAAUAUUCUUUCUGUCGUGGGUCUUUUGUGUUUAUUUUAUUGUCGAGUAUCGAUGUGAUAUGAUAUGAUGUAAUAAAAGGAUUACAUCUUUCAUGUUUCGAACGAUAGAUGGUAGUUCGUCGGUGGAAGAAUACGCAUAUCAAAAGUCUAAAGGGGCGUUAUGCGAUUCGUCAUUUCCUAUGUCUCUUGUUUGCUCUUGGUAAUGUAAAUACUCUUUUGUAUAUUUUUCGUUAAGGGGUGUUGAUGUGACACGACGUCCAUAUAUUAUAAUGAUGUGAUAAAACAAUUGCAUCUUGUAUGUUUUAAAGGAUAGUUGUAAAGGUUUCACUUUUGCCA